GCAGCAAAAGAAGUUAAUGCUCGCCUCAUACCCCCCACCCCCCAACCCUUCCCUAUGCAUGAUGGAUGGAUGGAUGGAUGGAUGGAUGGAUGAUAUGCCUCGACGAUUCAAUAUAAUUAAUAAUUCAUUUCUUCUUCCUCACUAGUCAGUUCCCCCUCUUCCUCCAAUCUCCAAUUCUGCUGCACUGCCCAUGCCUCAAUCAACAAACCACGCCUCCCCCCCGGCCCUUCUCUCUCUCUUUUCAUCCUCUUCUGCCCAACCCCAGCAUUACCUGUUCAAUUCUCAUCUUGAUUCUUAUUGAUUGCUACCACUCCUUUCCUUUCUUGCCUCUUGUACUGCAUAUUCAUUCAUACCUGUUCUGCAGCUGUGUUGUGUGUACGGCCCCCAAUAGUUAUUGCUUUUCCCCUCAAUUGAAUUUCUCUGCUGCGGAGGAUAUUCUUGGGGACUUUCUAUCUCUCUCUCUCUGUAUAUCUCUCUUUUUAGCCAAUUGCACUUCACUCCCUUUAUUAUUGUUAUUGUUGUUAGCUAGCUAAUUCUGUGGACUGUCCGCCGUCUGCUCCUGUGGAUCAAUUCAAUUUUCUCGUGCGUUUCCAUGUUGGCUUCGUAGCCAAUUAAAAGGGUUACUUUUUAGGUGCCUCCUCACAAUUGCUGGGUUUCAAAUUCUUGACUUGGUGGUAUGGAAUCUAGGCGCGGAUUGUGGCCUCAAACUUCGUGGGGAGUUUUUCUCUUGAAAAUUCAUUCACCAGCGAGUGUAGUUAAAUAACUCUGGGUGGGUAGGGUGGUUUUCCAGGAACACGAAUUGAUUGGCUCCUGUUUUGGGAGGGGGGGGGGGAGGGUCCUUUGCAUCUGGAAAUUCUUCGGCUGUGCGGAAUCCAUGGGGAAUUGGGGAUUCCCGACCGUUCUGGUUUUGUGUUUAUUCAUCCUGCUGUCAGUGGAAACAAUCACCGCUAGCGUUCCGAGGGUUGGGGUAAUGGAUCCAGGUUUCAAAGGGUCUCCAAUGUACUGGAUCGACAACGACGGACUGUUCCUGCUAUCCAACAAUUCGGAUUUUGCUUUUGGCUUCACCCCCACCAAAGUUGUCACAGUCUUUCUGCUUGUUGUGAUUCACAAGAGCAGUUCCACCAUAGUUUGGACUGCCAACCGAGGUGCCCCAGUUCAGAAUUCGGACAACUUUCUCUUCGACGACACCGGGAAUGCCUAUCUGGAGAGAGGGGGCUCCACGAUCUGGUCCUCGGACACGGCCAACAAAGGAGUCUCCGCAAUUCAGCUGCAGGACAGCGGGAAUCUCGUUCUGGUGGGGAAGGAUGGCAGCCCUGUCUGGGACAGCUUCAGCCACCCCACCAACACCCUUCUGUCGAACCAAGAAUUUCCUCAGGGGGUGAAGCUCGUCAGCGACCCCGGCUCCAAUAACCUCACCUAUUCCCUUGAGAUCAAAAAUGGCGAUAUGAUUCUUUCCGCAGGUUUCCAGCCCCCGCAGCCGUACUGGUCCAUGAAAACUGACAACCGCAUCAUCAUCAACAAAGGCCCCGGUGACGUCGCGUCUGCUACCAUCAGUGCCAACUCGUGGAAGUUUUAUGAUCCGAGCAAGGCGCUCCUCUGGCAGUUCGUGUUCUCAGAUGAGUCCGUUGCGAACUCAACUUGGGUGGUGGUGCUGGGGAGCGAUGGCUCCAUCACUUUUAGUUCGCUGCAAGGAGGCUCCCUCCAACCCUCCCCGGUGAGCAUACCUCCGAAUCAGUGCAGCAGGCCUGCAGCCUGCGACCCCUAUUCGAUCUGCUCCGGCAACACUGCCACCACAUGCCGGUGCCCGUCAUCCCUCCCCUCUUGCAAGCCGGGUAUUCUCCCUCCCUGCAACAGCUCCACAGUGUCUGCGGACCUUGCCAGCGGGGGCGAUGGCCUCAGUUAUUUCGCCUUGGCCUUUGUUCAACCGUCCUCUAAAACCACUUUGGAUGGCUGCAAGACAGCGUGCCUUGGGAAUUGUUCCUGUGGGGUUCUGUUCUUCGAGAACAAAACAGGCAACUGCUUUAUGUUUAAUGAGAUUGGAAGCAUGCAAGAAUCCAGGGGUGGUUCUGGUUACACGGCCUACAUCAAAAUCUCCACCAGUGGUGGAGGCAGCGAGAGGGACAGCGGCGGCGGCAAUGGCCACUUCCCGGUGGUAGUCAUUAUUGUAAUUGUGACACUUAUUGUUAUCUUGGGACUGAUUUGUGCUGGAAUUUAUAUCUACCGAAGGCACAAGAAAAUGCCUGAAACACCGAAAGAAAGUUCUGCAGAAGAGGACAACUUCUUGGAAGGUUUAUCAGGGAUGCCAAUCCGCUUCACAUACAAAGAUCUUCAGACUGCAACAAGCAACUUCGUCGUGAAGCUUGGCCAGGGAGGGUUUGGGUCAGUUUAUCAGGGCACGCUCCCUGAUGGAACUCGGCUGGCUGUGAAGAAGCUGGAAGGCAUUGGCCAGGGUAAGAAAGAAUUCCGCGCUGAAGUUAGCAUCAUAGGAAGCAUUCAUCACCUUCACUUGGUGAGGCUCAAGGGCUUCUGCGCUGAAGGGAGUCACCGGCUACUUGCAUAUGAGUAUAUGGCGAAUGGAUCGUUGGAUAGAUGGCUUUUCAGGAAGGAGAAAGGGGAGCUGAUGUUGGAUUGGAACACAAGAUACAGUAUUGCUGUGGGCACAGCCAAAGGCCUGGCUUAUCUCCAUGAGGAUUGUGAUGCAAAGAUAGUUCAUUGCGACAUAAAACCAGAGAAUGUACUUCUUGACGACCACUUUAUGGCCAAAGUAUCAGAUUUUGGCCUUGCUAAGCUUAUGACCAGAGAACAAAGCCAUGUUUUUACAACACUGAGGGGCACGAGGGGGUACCUAGCACCCGAGUGGAUCACAAAUUAUGCCAUAUCAGAGAAGAGUGAUGUCUAUAGCUAUGGGAUGGUAUUGCUUGAGCUAAUUGGCGGUAGAAAGAAUUAUGAUCCUGCAGAAACCUCUGAAAAAUCCCACUUCCCUUCCUAUGCCUUCAAAAAGCUGGAAGAAGGAAAACUGGAGGACUUACUUGAUGCUCAACUGAAGAUAGAUGAAGACGAUGAGAGGAUUGCUAUAGCAAUCAAGGUCGCGUUGUGGUGCAUACAGGAUGACAUGUAUCUCAGGCCACCAAUGACUAAAGUGGUUCAAAUGCUGGAAGGGCUGAGCCCUGUCCCCUUACCACCAACUGCUUCUCAGCUCGGCUCCAGGCUUUACUCAAGUUUCUUCAAGUCCAUCAGUGAGGAAGGAACUUCUUCAGGGCCAUCAGAUUGUAACAGUGACGCAUAUCUUUCUGCAGUUCGCCUCUCUGGUCCAAGAUGAUCCUGCCUGAAGCGCGCUCGUGAUGCGAUUAUUUUUUGUGGGCAAGUCGCUAGGUUCAUUUUUUGAAAAUAGUUUUCUAGAUUAAAUUGAGGGGGGGGGGGGGGGGGGGUGGAGGAAGAACACAAAACACUAUAUACACACACACUAGUUGGGUGGAGCGAGCACUUGCAUUCUUCAUUUGUAAAUUUACGUGUACUGUGGAAUCAUAAGUUGAAUAGCAUGUGUAAAUCAAUGUGGGUGGCUUUUUAA
This is a messenger RNA of Andrographis paniculata, 3568 nucleotides long. Its product is annotated as G-type lectin S-receptor-like serine/threonine-protein kinase SD2-5. NCBI's taxonomy places the organism in Eukaryota, Viridiplantae, Streptophyta, Magnoliopsida, Lamiales, Acanthaceae. Gene Ontology annotation, molecular function: ATP binding; protein serine/threonine kinase activity. The transcript has a single exon. The coding region runs from base 875 to 3319 and encodes 814 amino acids. The record is from RefSeq and is a predicted model, not a curated record. Gene Ontology annotation, biological process: protein phosphorylation.